Messenger RNA from Dichotomopilus funicola, 537 nucleotides. Its product is annotated as Sedlin. Gene Ontology annotation, biological process: endoplasmic reticulum to Golgi vesicle-mediated transport. Bases 1 to 537 code for a protein of 178 amino acids. NCBI's taxonomy places the organism in Eukaryota, Fungi, Ascomycota, Sordariomycetes, Sordariales, Chaetomiaceae. The transcript is spliced from 2 exons. The record is from RefSeq and is a predicted model, not a curated record. Gene Ontology annotation, cellular component: nucleus; TRAPP complex; cytoplasm.
AUGAGCUACUACUUCGCCAUCAUCGGCACCCAAGAUAAUCCACUCUUCGAGUACGAGUUUGGCACGAGCAAGCAGGGAGGCGACGGACAAGCCCGUUUCCCGGACGAUGCGCACCACCUCAACCAGUUUGUGCUGCACAGCAGCUUAGACAUCGUCGAAGAGGUGCAGUGGACGAACGGACAGUUAUACUUGAAAGUGAUCGACAAGUUCUUCACCAACUACAUAUCCUGUUUCAUGACCGCGGGGAACGUCAAGUUUCUACUCUUGCACCAGCCCACCGCGACAGCAGCAGCAGCUGCGGCGGCGACAGCCGGUGUUUCUGGCGUGACACCCGUGGCAAACCCAUCACGCAAUUCCACAGCCGUCGGCGCUAACCCCACAAGCCCACAAACAGAAGAGGCCAUCAAGAACUUCUUUGGCGAGGUGUACGAAAACUACGUCAAGGCGAUCAUGAGUCCCUUCUACAAGGUGAACAUGGGGAUUCGGAGCCCGGUGUUCCGACAAAGAGUAGCGGCAGCAGGGCGAAAAUAUUUGUAA